This is a messenger RNA of Aureobasidium subglaciale EXF-2481, 1101 nucleotides long. RefSeq lists its product as uncharacterized. The transcript is spliced from 6 exons. Gene Ontology annotation, molecular function: DNA-binding transcription activator activity, RNA polymerase II-specific; transcription cis-regulatory region binding. The record is from RefSeq and is a predicted model, not a curated record. Gene Ontology annotation, cellular component: RNA polymerase II transcription regulator complex. The coding region runs from base 1 to 1101 and encodes 366 amino acids. Lineage: Eukaryota; Fungi; Ascomycota; Dothideomycetes; Dothideales; Saccotheciaceae.
AUGUCGGCGCCUAACGCUGGUCCCCGAGCACCGAGUAGUGCUCAGGAUCUUGAGAGUCAACAUUCCUCUGAAAGGAGUCCACUCUCCAAUUUCGGCUUUCUAAAGACCCUCGGUCUUGACAAGAAACAAACCAAAGAUGGCGCAGCUCCCAAACGACGCGGGCCCAAGCCCGACAGCAAACCUGCUUUGACUCGCAGACAGGAACUUAACAGACAAGCCCAGAGAACGCAUCGGGAACGCAAGGAGAUGUACAUCAAGGCUCUCGAGCACGAGGUGCUCCGCCUCAAGGAACUUUACGGAUCCAGUAUCUCCGAUCGUGAUGCCGUCGUCGGCGAGAACAAGCGAUUGAAGGAACUCCUCCUCGCCCACGGCAUUCCUCUCGAUAGUCUGCAAUCCCUCCCUGCCAUGCGAGGUAUACCUGCCUCGUACAAUGGCAGCUCGAGUGGCAGUAUCUCUGGCAGUUACCGUCAAGACUCCAGCACUGCUGGCUUCAGUCCUUCUCCUCUUCGCUCCCAGGAUUCCAAGCCCAUGGCAAGUGCAGGUCAACUACCUGCUCAGCACCUGGAUUAUGAUCAGAUUGGCAUUGAUUUCGUUCUCACUCUCGAACGCCCUUGUAUGGAUCAUAUGCAAUACCUUGUGGUCCGUUCACACAACCCUGAGGGACAGCCCUUCCAUCACCCCAUGGAGCGGCCUGAUGAUACAGAGUACGACCACAUGUGCGGCCAUGCGCUCAUGGCGACCUGCCCUCCAGCUUCACACAUUAUGAACAAGCCUGGAGAUCCAUACGGCCACAGAAUGCCAGACCUGAAGGCACCUGACCUCAUGAAGCUGCUCGAUCUCAGCGCCCAGUUGCCUCUCGAAGGCGAGUUGACACCCGUCAUGGCCUGGAUGUUGCUGCUGCAGAACAGCAGAGUAUCUGAGAUGAACGCUCAGGACUUUGAGCUCGUCAAGGCUGACCUCGCAGGAAAGGUCAGAUGCUACGGUUUUGGAGCCGUCUUGGAAGAGUUUGAGGUGCGCGAUGCUCUUAGCAAUCUUUUCAUUGCCAAGGAGAACGUGUCACUCGGCCAGGUCCCGAUGCCUCAGCAGAUUGAGGCUUAUUGA